This is a messenger RNA of Prionailurus viverrinus (fishing cat), 2117 nucleotides long. It is a transcript of the gene TMEM51, whose product is annotated as transmembrane protein 51. The transcript has 4 exons. NCBI's taxonomy places the organism in Eukaryota, Metazoa, Chordata, Mammalia, Carnivora, Felidae. The record is from RefSeq and is a predicted model, not a curated record. Bases 602 to 1354 code for a protein of 250 amino acids.
GGCAGGGCGGGAGGGUCGACCGGUGGGCGGCGCCUCUCCGGGCCCGAGGCCGCUCGGGGCCGGCGCCGCCCUCGGCCUCUCGCCGUCCCUCCCUCCUGCACGCCGGCGCCUCGAGGCUGCGCUUCCUGCGUCCCCAUCCCGGUCCCGGCGCGGGCGGUGCGCCCUCUCCGCCACCGCCUCGCUGGGUCGGGACUCCCCGAGCCCUGGGAUCACAGCGCCCCGGAAGAGGCAGCCCGAGGGGACGGGGUCGUGGAGCCCCCGGUCCCCGGUAGUGCGACCGUGACCGAGCUGGCCCCGCAGCCGCCCGGGUGGGUCCUUAAUUCAAGAUUUUAGUAUGAAGAAUUGUUUCCCAGCCUGCCCUGAGCACCCCAGGUAACAACAGACCUCUCGGCCGCAGCCGUCCACACAGGAUGCCUCGAACUUGCCCGAAGCCAUCCCUCGAGAGCUCAGCCGCUGUUUCUUUGGGGUGGCCCUAGGGAUUUUGUGCAGGGCGUUGAGCGGGUUUUGGGUUGCUUUGGCUGCUGCUGCUGCCCUUAUCUAUUGAUUUUCUUCCUUGGAGCCCGGCCUUGCCCUGCGCGCCCCCCCCACCCCCCACCCCGGCAUGAUGGCCCAGUCGAAGGCCAACGGCUCCCACUAUGCGCUGACCGCCAUCGGCCUGGGGAUGCUGGUUCUCGGGGUCAUCAUGGCCAUGUGGAACCUGGUGCCCGGGUUCAGCGCCGCCGAAAAGCCGACCGCCCAGGGGAACAACAAGACCGAGAUCGGCAGCGGGAUUCUCAAGAGUAAGACCUUCUCCGUGGCCUACGUGCUGGUCGGGGCUGGGGUGAUGCUCCUCCUGCUCUCCAUCUGCCUGAGCAUCCGGGACAAGAGGAAGCAAAGACAAGGCGAGGAGAUGGCCCACAUCCAGCACCAGGCGGGGGCCGAGCCACAUGCCCCAGAGGAAGAUAGCCAGGAGGAGGAGGAGGAGGCCUCCUCAAGGUACUAUGUCCCCAGCUACGAGGAAGUGAUGAACACAGACUACUCAGAGGCGAGGGAACCGGACCAGAACCCGAGGAUGAGCAUCUCUCUCCCCUCCUACGAGUCCUUGACGGGGCUCGACGAGUCGAGCCCCACGGCAGCCAGGGCCAACGCGGAGACCGGCGCAGGGAAUCCCCCCGACAGGCAGAACUCCAAGCUGGCCAAGCGCCUGAAGCCCCUGAAAGUGCGAAGGAUUAAAUCCGAAAAGCUCCACCUCAAGGACUUCAGGAUCAACCUCCCGGACAAAAACGCCCCUGCCCCCUCCAUCGAGCCGUUGACUCCCCCGCCACAGUACGACGAAGUCCACGAGAAGCCUUCGGACGCCCGGCCACCUGACUGACGACCUCGCUCCGUGUGUCCCUCCGGUUGCUCACCCUCCACACCACGGACCCCCAGUGAAGCCACUUCAGCUGCAGUCGAGAAGCGGAGGGGCCGGAUGCACCCAGAGCCAUGUGGCUGGGGGUGGGGGGUGGGGGGGUCCCGGGACUAGGGGGUGACUGACGUCCACAGAACCUCACCUAGCAGGUGCGUCCGGAAGAGCCGCCGCCUCGGGCCUCGGGACGUGGACCCCGCCGGGGCCGCCGCGUAGGCACCUUCCCUGUUGUUCCUCCCCCGACUCGGAGUUGUCGGCGACAACACCCCUCUUUCCGAUCAGGAGAGGACCCCGAGCGGCUGGUUUAGGUUGUGAUUUUUGUUUUGCUUCCACUAGGACUGUUUUGUGUCAAAGAGAAAACAAGUUAUCGUGCCUUUGCUUUCCUCACUGGAGUCCUGAGCUGUGGGCAGGAGAUGUGACUCAGCCUUAGAGAAAGGACACGGGGCCGGUUGGUGAAUGAAGACAAACCAGGGGCUGAAUGAUUGGGGGCGGGGUGGGGGGGGGAGCGAGGCCCGGGGUGGGUGGGGGGGCUCUCUCAGAGUCCCUGAAGCCAUGCACUCUCUGAGGGUCCAAGGCCCGGUGAUGCAUUCCAUCAGAGUCUUUCCUGGCCCCCUCUCCUAGUCUCUCCUGUGUAAGGGCAAAAAAGGAAAGCAUACUAUGAGAUGCUCCGUUCCUUCGAAAAUGCCAUGCAACUGAGCUUUUUAUAAUAAAAUAUUUUAUAUGGACUACA